This is a messenger RNA of Seriola aureovittata, 2167 nucleotides long. RefSeq names its product vasopressin V2 receptor-like. Gene Ontology annotation, molecular function: peptide binding; vasopressin receptor activity. Gene Ontology annotation, biological process: regulation of systemic arterial blood pressure by vasopressin; positive regulation of vasoconstriction; G protein-coupled receptor signaling pathway. Gene Ontology annotation, cellular component: membrane. The transcript is spliced from 3 exons. The record is from RefSeq and is a predicted model, not a curated record. Bases 277 to 1323 code for a protein of 348 amino acids. NCBI's taxonomy places the organism in Eukaryota, Metazoa, Chordata, Actinopteri, Carangiformes, Carangidae.
GAUAUCUUGUUUUUACUCAAUUAGGCCACAUUUCAGAGACAUACUGUACCUUUACUCCAGUACAUGAAUGAAUGUAAGCUCCACCCAGUUUUAUCCCCACAUAAAACACAGGGGCACAGCUGUAGAGACCUUCCUGAGCACGACCACCCUCAGCUCCAGAGAUUAUUCCCAACCUGAACUCGACCUCAACAGCUUCAAUUUACCCUCAAUAAUAUUUGAACAUAACUAUUUAUAAAGUCAGUUGGCAGGUCUGAACUCUUUCACAAUCCAAGCACUAUGCGUCCUCUGAAUGGCAGUGGCUUUGUGGAUGCGGAAGACGUGGAGAGAGAUGAGAGUCUGGCCAAAGCGGAGAUCGCGCUGCUCAGUGUCAUCUUCGUCAGCGCCUCCAUCCUCAACACCGCCGUGCUGCUCGUCCUCUGGAGACAGCGCAAACAGAUGUCCAGGAUGCGCGUCUUCGUGUUUCACUUGUGCCUGGCGGACCUGGUGGUCGCUUUCUUCCAGGUGUGCCCGCAGCUCAUGUGGGAGAUCACAGACAGAUUUGUCGGGCCAGACCUGGUGUGCCGCCUGGUGAAGUACCUGCAGGUUCUGGGCAUGUUCUCGUCGACUUACAUGAUCGUGGUGAUGACGGUUGACAGAUACCAAGCUGUCUGCAACCCAAUGGUGAAGUUCCAGCGGGCACGCACGAGACUGAACAUCCCUGUAUGCGUCGCCUGGGGGAUCUCUCUGCUGGGCAGCCUGCCACAGGUUUUCAUUUUCUCACAGGUCGAGGUUGCACCUGGUGUGUUUGACUGCUGGGCUAAAUUUAUCCAGCCAUGGGGACUGCAGACUUACAUAUCCUGGACCACGCUGGUCAUAUUCGUUUUACCUGUUAUUACAGUUGUUGUUUGCCAAGUGCGCAUCUGCCGGGCCAUCCACAUCAACCUGUACCAAAAGACCCAACAACGGGGCAGCGAGGGUCUCCCUCUGCCAUCCAGAGCCAGCGGUGUGGCCGGCAUGUCCAAAGCCAGGGUCAAGACGCUGAAGAUGACUGUGGUUAUCGUGUUGGCUUAUAUUGUCUGCUGGGCUCCCUUCUUCACUGUGCAGCUUUGGUCCGCCUGGGACACACACGCGCCAAAAGAAACUGUGACUUUCACCAUCCUGAUGUUGCUGGCCAGUCUGAACAGCUGCGCGAACCCCUGCAUUUAUCUUCUGUUCAGCGGUCAGUUUCCCAAAAGCCUGCUGACACUCCUUUGCCCACGGCAGUCAAAAGAUUCAAUGCAUGAGGAGGCGACGCUGGUCAGCACGUUGUACAUGAGCUUUAAAAACGUCUCUGAGUCCAAAUGAGGGCCAUGGAAAGGGGGAAAACCUGUAUAUGGAAAAGCGUGCGAAGUCGGUGCGUGUUACGGAGCUGCCUCUGAGCUCUCUCUCUGUACUUGGACAGAAGAUGUGAGGACAGGACAUACUGCGUCUCUCUGGGUCUCUGACAUAUUAAAAUAUGGUUUGUCAUUGAAGCAGUCCUCCAUGAGUGAGACCAGCGCUCCAGAUGUUGCGGGAUGUUGACGGAUGACAAAAGCAAGUGGGGUUUUGUUGGACUAUUAGAGGCAACACAAGUAAUCAGUGUAGGCUCUGUAAAUCGUUGGUUUGGUUCGUGUAAUCACUUUGUUAUGACUGUGACAGUUUGUGAUACAAAAAUAUUCUUCACAUCUAAUAGAAGCUGGGUGUGGAAAUCAGAAACACGUUUGCAUUUUCAGACAGAUUCAGUGACUGAAUUUCCGAUAAAGCGGUUCAGGAACUUAACUAUUAUUUAUGUUAUUCUGUGUUUUGGCAAAACUGGCAUCUUGCAUCAGUGGAAUUGGGGUAAAUGCCAGUAACUAUACAACAGUUCAUUAAAUUAUACCACAGUCCUUUGAGCUGAGCUCAAAGACCUAAAUGUAUAAGAUACUGUAUCUAUAGCUUUAUUUUCCAAAAAGAAAGCAAGCACAACUGUGUUUUCAUGAAUACAGAAUAGAUAAAAACAUAUUGUUUAAAGCUGAUGCAACACGUGCCUGCCUCAAAAAAUUGUAACAUGUCUUUAUUUAAAAAUUGUGAGAUACAUUUAUCACUUCUAUAAACAAUCUCUCCCUCUUAGAAUCAAACAGUCACAGGAGUGACUCUAUUUGUAAAAUAUUGUUUAUGCUAUAAAUGUGGA